AUGGAAAACAUUGAUGAGUAUAGCGAAUUUAAAACAUUUCUUUCCAAAGUAUUAAUGUUACAUGAAAAGUGUGGAAAUGUUUUCUCCAAUGGAAUAAUGCAAAUUGAGCACUUACAAGACAAAGAAGACAACAUCGGACUGCUCAGUCUCACCGUAUUCGAAUGGCAUCGACUUCAGCGCGAAAUUGCUACUUGGAAGUCUAAAUUAUUGACCAAAGCCGUUAAGCCUGGAUAUAAAACUUCUUCAGCAUCUGAGAUUAUAUCCCUACCGAAAGCCUUCAGAGAUAGUUUUCAUACACAGGAUGGAAAGGGACAUAUUGUCAUGUCUGUGGAACGAUCGAAACGGAAGUUUAAAAAUUUAUGGUAUGAAUGCCCGAUAAAUCCUCAAGUGUUUUCGAACUCCAUGAUUUUGAAAAUGGCCCAGGAGAGACUGCAAUAUGAGAAAUCGUUGUGUGCUUGUGAAAUGUGGUGCCGAGAUCAACGCAAAAAGAGAACUUGCGUUAUGUUAGCAGCAGCACAGAAAACAGUGAUUUCCACAUGGACUGACUAUUACAAAAGUCAAAGUGUUGUUGGUCUCUGUGAAAUUGCAGAUAAGCAAUAUCCUGCAGUGGUGGAUUUCAUGGAAACCAGAAAGGACAAGUCGUGCAUCCCUCCGAAAGCCUUUUAUGAAAUGUUAGGUCUGUAUGUUGCAAUGUUGGAAGAAGCUAGUGCAUUCUCAGACCACAUUCACUUGGAAAGUGCAGCCAGUAUGCAACAGAUUGUCUCACCUGUGGUGCAGAAACACCGAAAAGAGGUGCAAAUCUUUAUUUGUAAAGCAUUAAUAAUUGAUGAUUAACCCAUUGAGCAGCAAUGUGCCCCACUGCAUCCUACUUAUUUUUUUUACUUGUCUAACGCCAAAUGAUUUUACUCUUCAAUGGGGAAGCUCUGCAGCUUAAUGGUUAAUCAAAAAAUCUAACAAUGUCUCUAGUCAACCCAUUGAGCCACAGUGCGCCCUACUUAUUUUUUUUACUUGUCUAACGCCAGACGAUUUUACUCGUCAAUGGGGAAGCUCUGCAACUUAAUGGGUUAAACUUCAAAAGCAAUAUAAAAUAUUUUAUCAACUGGUACUCUAAAUAAAAUGGUACACUAGGGAGACAGUAUCAAAGAAUAUUUAUACACUGCCUAUAAAAUUAAUGUAAUUCACACCUAAGGAAAAUUUUAGAAAAUCUUACAAAAUUAAACUUUUUCUUUUAUUAAUACAGGUUACAACUCAGAGUAUAAUUUUUUUAAAGAUGAAGCCUUGCCAGCACUCCAAAAAAUGGUCAAGGAAAAGGUUGCAGAAGCCAAAACAAUUCUGAAGGACCGAGAGAAAUAUGGGUAUUGUGUAGAAUACAAAAAGGCCAAAAGAAAGGCACAGAAGAGAAAGAUGAAAGCAAAGAGAGCAAAGGCAGUAACUGGAGAGUCAUCCAAGGAAAGUGGAAGUCCAAUUGGUGAUGUGCAGGAGACAGAGGUUGCUGUGGUUCAGUUAAUAGAUGUCAAAGAGGAUUAUUACAGCAGUAUCAGUGAAGCAGAAUCAUGCAGCAACUGA
Paramuricea clavata is the source of this 1566-nucleotide messenger RNA. The record is from the annotation of a GenBank genome assembly. Lineage: Eukaryota; Metazoa; Cnidaria; Anthozoa; Malacalcyonacea; Plexauridae.